CGGCCUGCUCCUCCCAUCGCUUCCUACUGCUCUUUCGUUUAGCUACUGCGGAUAUUUUUCCCCCGGCCGGCCGAUCGAGGACUAUGGAUCAGGAGCAGCAUUAAUGAAGGACUGCGGCGGUGGCGGAAACCACAAGGCGCCCACCGACGCCGUCAAAUCUCCCUCUUCCCUUCUCUGCGGCGUCUUCGGCGCCGGUGGCCAUCACCAUCGCCGCAAUUGUAAGACCUCGCUCCCGCAAUCCAGCCGGUACCCCAGAGACUGCAAGCCAUACUUCCUCUUCCACCGCCUCUUUGUUUUCCUCCUCUUUCUUCUCCUUUUGUACUUCUUCUACACCUACAGCCUCCUCUCCUCCUCCCCCUUGCCUUCCUGCGACGACGAUGCCGUCGUCCGCCUCUCCAACUUCAGCACCGACGUUGCCGACCGUACCUUCGCCAGAUCCUCGCCUUCGCCGCCCGCGUCUGGGCCCCAAUCCACUGCGACGGACCUGCAGCACAUUGUGUUCGGCAUCGCCGCCUCCGCCAAGCUGUGGGAGAAGCGCAAGGCCUACAUCAAGGUCUGGUGGCGGCCGCGGCGGAUGCGCGGCUUUGUCUGGCUCGACAAGGCGGUCAAGGAGAUGAAAGCCAAGGAUCCCACUCUCCCGGAUCUCAAGAUCUCCGGCGACACCUCUCGCUUCCCUUACACGCAUCGGAAGGGCGACCGCUCCGCCAUCCGCAUCUCCCGCAUCGUCUCCGAGACAUUCCGCCUCGGUCUCCCCAAUGUGCGCUGGUUCGUCAUGGGGGAUGAUGAUACAGUGUUCCUCCCCGACAAUCUCGCCCGCGUCCUCUCUCGAUUCGACCACCGGCAGCCCUAUUACAUCGGCUCCCUUUCCGAGUCCCAUCUCCAGAACAUUUUCUUCUCCUACAGCAUGGCCUACGGAGGCGGCGGGUUCGCCAUCAGCGCCCCUCUCGCUGCCUCUCUCGCCAGAGUCCAGGACCGCUGCCUCCGUCGGUACCCGGCUCUCUACGGCAGCGACGACCGGAUCCAAGCUUGCAUGGCGGAGCUCGGGGUCCCCCUCACCCGGCAUCCUGGUUUCCACCAGUACGACGUCUACGGCGACCUCCUCGGCCUCCUCGCCGCUCACCCUGUCACCCCUCUCCUCUCCCUGCACCACCUCGACGUCGUACAACCUCUCUUCCCCGGGGAAACCCGGCCCGCCGCCCUCCGCCUCCUCUUCAACGGCCCCGUCCGCCUCGACUCCGCCGGGGUGAUCCAGCAGUCCAUUUGCUACGACACCGAGCGUCUCUGGACGGUGUCCGUCUCCUGGGGCUUCGUCGUCACGGUGGUCCGCGGGGUGAUGUCGCCGCGUGAAAUGGAGACGCCGACGCGGACUUUCCUCAACUGGUACCGCCGGGCGGACUACACAGCCUACGCGUUCAACACCCGGCCGGUGGCGCGCAACCCGUGCCAAAAGCCGUACGUCUACUACCUCGCCUCCGCCCGCUACGACAACUCCAGCCGCACCACCGUGACGGAGUACGCGCUCCGCCGGGAGACCCGCCCGACGUGCCGAUGGCGGCUGGCCGACCCGUCGGCGCUCGUGGACCGCGUCGUCGUCUACAAGAAACCCGACCCCGGCCUAUGGGACAGAGCACCGAGAAGGAACUGCUGCAGGGUAUUGUCGGCAGCGAAGGAUGGGAAGAAGCGGCGGCGGAUGGCGAUGGAGGUAGGGACGUGCACAGAAGGUGAGAUCAGUGAGAUAAGCAAGCAGCGAGGUUAGUUUCCAUUAGCCCAAGCGCCAGAGGUGCUUGGUGAAAUGUCCCCUGCUAAAAUUCAUGCUAGAUUAUGAUGAUGUUGUAAAAAUUAUAAAUUCUUUGUUCAUCAUCAAUCUCGCCUGUGCUAUUUGGCACUGGCAAUGGUGGUGCUGAUGUGCACGCCCGCCGUGUGACAACUCCUCCGGCUUCUCCUCUCCGGAGGCGAAUGAUGUCAGUGACCGUUUUCUUCAAGCCUAUGCUCCAAGAGCGAGGACGAUGGAUCCCCUUCUGCGGAGUAUUGAUCUUGAGAAGUGUGAAAUGGGUUUCCUUGGACUACGGGUCAGCUCAGCACACUAUUCUUGGUUCUCCGUAGUAUCCGGCGAGACUCGUUAAUGAUUUUGUCGUUGCAUUCGAACAACUUUUUGAUCACGAUGAAUCUGUGCAACCUUUUCUUUCUGUUUGUCUUUUUUUUUGUUUUG
Molecule: messenger RNA, 2209 nt
Organism: Zingiber officinale
Lineage: Eukaryota; Viridiplantae; Streptophyta; Magnoliopsida; Zingiberales; Zingiberaceae
Exons: 2
Coding region: 104-1756 (550 amino acids)
Molecular function (GO): acetylglucosaminyltransferase activity
Source: RefSeq, a predicted model, not a curated record